Durusdinium trenchii is the source of this 2151-nucleotide messenger RNA. NCBI's taxonomy places the organism in Eukaryota, Dinophyceae, Suessiales, Symbiodiniaceae. The record is from the annotation of a GenBank genome assembly.
AUAGGUAGUGGCAAAGCUUCAAGCCUUAAUGUGGCCUUGCUCUUGCUUUAAUUGUAGCUUUCCGCAAACAAACUCUCUCCCUCUCUCCCUCUUUCUGGAAGUGUCGCUCUCUGGGAAAGCAUGAUGCUGUCAAAGGCGCGUGCUCCAAAAGUUCAGUGACGGUGCCAAGAGGACAAGCACAUCCUAGCUGCAGCUUGCCCGAGGCCUUCAUGGUUGACUCUGCGGAUGACUCUGAGAAUGAGGAAUCUUCGUGCUCGGAGUCCUCAGAGUGGUCAGACUGUGGAGCGCUGCUGGUCAGAACUCCAGGCCAUAAAUUUGCCCACGAAGACCAAGAAAAGAUGAAGGGAUUUUGCAAUUUCUAUGGGGUGGAUGUCAAUACCACGGAAGCCUAUUCCGCCAAAGACAUGGAGGAGCAGAUUCUGCACUUUUUUGAAGAUAGCUUCUCCAUUUACUUUUUGCAUUUGAUCUUUCAUGGGGACAUCAGUGAUGGUGCCUGGACCGACCAGAAUGGGGUGCGCUUCAGUUUGGCAAACGUUUUGAGAGUGUGGCAUUUCAGUCACAACUCCAUGAAGCAGCAUGUCCAUUUGGUAGUUUUGAUCGAUGCCUGCCAUAGUGGCCAUUGGAUCGAUCAGAUGUCGAAAUUCUACUGCAUUCAGAAUGUGUCGGUUCAAGCUGCUUGCGUCAACAGCUUGGAAACUCUUGAUGCCGAGGAAAGCUUCACAUAUUAUUGGACUGGGGUAAAUCAAUUCGGGGAUGCCGUCAUAUCUGCAGAGGAUCAGCAGAAGUUGGAUUGGAAGUUGAGACCAUGUCUGGAACAGCUCCAACCCUGUUACACCAUGCCCCUCAAGAAGGUACCCUCAAGGGUGGCUGGGCUGAAGUUUCUUGGGAAAGACUCCAGUCGUUCGAACAAACACCGUGCCAAGAUGAAUCUUUGCAGCAUCUUGAUGGUCAAGAAGCCAGGGGUCCCCGAACUCUUCAAGACUUACCAGUGCCAAAACUACUAUCACCAAAUGCAGGUUGACAUUUGGGAAAGUUGCAGGUCGCAAUCGCUCGAGGCCAUUCAGAGCAUGCAGCAACGAAAUUUGUCAGCGUUAGCAGAGCCUCGUGCUGCACUGGAACACCUCACCACCAUGCUGAACAUCACUGACCUGGAAACUCUUUUGUGCAAGGACGAGUGGCCUGGUGGUCCCCGUGCCGCGUUCCCCAAGCUAGAGACCUACAAGCGAAAGGAGCUUCGACGAUAUGACAAGGAGACUGGGGCAGAGGGAUAUUCCCUGACAUUGGAAGCUCUUUGCCUCAGCUGGAUGCUGCAACUUCGCUUGUGUUAUUUGCCUGAGUCGGAACACAAGGAGCAGGGUCAUUCUAGUUGCCUCGCGCUGCUUCAAGAGAUGUUGAGCCUACAGAGCUUCAACUCCUUCGAUCCGAUUGCGCAACAUGAGAUUCUUGAGGCGGUUGCUGUGUACAACGGACAGCUCCUUGAAGACGUGGAGCUCCUCUCGCUUGGGAAGCUGGCAGGUGAAAGCCUGAAGCAGGCGCGAAUGCGUCUGCACCAUGAACUUGCCCGUAUCAAUGGACAAUUGGAAGCAGGCGUGCGCCAGCAACAGUUCCACUUCAAGUACUUUGAGUAUGCUGCUGCUAGCUUGCGCCACAAAGCAGCUGCGUGCCAAACAGGAAAGAUCCAGAGGGUUCAAAAGAAAUUUAGCAAGUUGUUGACAGAGGUGACUCUGUGUGAUGACUUUACAAAACACGAAGAAAAGAGUCAAGCAGAAGCACAGGUCCUUUUGAGCAUGAUACGAGCUUGCGGAGAUGCCCUCGAAAGGAGAAGUGAACAUCAGCACUCUGAACAGCUCACGAGAGACUUUGAGGAGGCAAAGACAAGGCUACUGAGCACGUUGCGCAGCAUGCCUUCGGUUGGUGAGAAACGUAGGUUCGAAUUCUGGAGAGAGGAGGUUGAGAAGUGGUUUACCCACAAUGAAUUUGAAGAGUUUAAACAAGUAACGGUGCACUCAACCUUCUAACCAAGCUCUCUGCACAGUUGAAGCCCUUGCCGCUCUAUGCUGCGAGAGUGACGUGGUGUCAAAUGCGCCGCAGAAGUCGCUCCCAAGGCCUGUGUAGUCGUAGUCCACUUGAUUGCACGCCAGCUGAAACGUG